Molecule: messenger RNA, 794 nt
Organism: Oppia nitens
Lineage: Eukaryota; Metazoa; Arthropoda; Arachnida; Sarcoptiformes; Oppiidae
Gene: amx
Product: TM2 domain-containing protein 3-like
Exons: 4
Coding region: 70-741 (223 amino acids)
Source: RefSeq, a predicted model, not a curated record
UAAAACAAACAGUCAAUCAGUUUACUACUGUAUGACAGCUAUUAUUAUUGAACGACACAGUCAUCGGCAAUGACACUAACUAUCGGCGGCGCCAACAGUGGCCAACGCUACACAUGUUUGGCCAUCAUUUGGCUAACCAUCAUCACAAUGACCACCACCACCGUCGUCGGCGGAAGUGAUACUAUGGACUCGAGUCAAGUGAGCGAACUGAGCGCCUGCAUCAACAGCGACGGCCAGAAACGGUGCGAUCACUUAAGUUACGAUUGUCUAAACUGUCGGUUCAACUAUUCGUGUGAAUACGGCCAUAACGUGACUACCGAAUGCCGGCCGACCGAUAAUGUCCACUGUUCGGGUGACAACAACUUCAGUGUCAGCCAUUUGUGUGCAUUUUGCUAUCAAUUGCCCGAAGAUCGGUACGAAUGUACGACCAAUUCGUCGUGUAAUUACAACUAUCAAUACAAAGCCGUUUGUCACGCGCGGCCGCACGUACUCUGUCUCGGCAAACGAUCGUUUCAAAAGUACCGAAAGUGUAACUUUGUGUCGGGAUAUAAGUGGUCGACGGCACUACUGUUGAGUGUAACGCUCGGCGGCUUCGGUAUCGAUCGUUUCUAUUUGGGUCUCUGGCAGGAAGGCGUCGGCAAACUGUUCAGUUUCGGCGGACUCGGCGUCUGGACACUAAUCGAUGUCAUACUCAUAGCUACUGGUUAUCUGAAGCCGAGCGACGGAUCCGUUUAUAUAUGAUAUAAAAACAAUAUCCGCGAGAGAAAAAGAUUCUUCCGGUUAUAUAAGCGAUU